GCUGAGGACCCGGGGGGGCCUGUGGACGAUGCUGGGGAGGAGGAGGACGCCCGCGCCGGCGAGGUCGACACCAGCACGGCGGCUGAGCCUCCGCUCGAGGUGGAUGCGAGGGUGAGGGAUUUAGUCCAGAAGGUACAUGUCAACUUAGGACCGGGCAUGGUGAUAUAUCAGUACAACAACACCGCCUGGGUCAGCAUGAGGUCCAGACUCUGGAAGUGCGCUUCUGAGCAACUCCGGCCCGCCACGGGCCCCGAGGCCCGAGGGGCCGAGCUCCUGAGCGAUCCGGGGGUGUCCGAGUUGGUGCGACAGGCGCCGAGCAACAACCUCGCGACGGUGUACGUGAUGGACGGCUACGACAGGGCGUGGCCCCGGGCGUUCUGUCAGAGGAAGGCCGAGUGGAUGCAGCUGUUGUUUCAGGACGCAGUUUUCGGCGCGGUUAUCGACGAGUGUUGGCAGGGCAAGGUAGGCCCCUUUGCAUCCUUGCUGAGGAAAGAUUGCACCCUCAACACCCAGCCCACCAACAACCUGGCCAUCGUCGAUGCCAAGGGGAUUUUCGAUACUCUGGACCGGGACACCGGGGGUUCCAAAAACGACCGACGGGUGGCGAUUGAUCUAUCAGUGUGCCGGGAGAGUUUAUCGCGUCUCGGGGGGACCAUCCGGUGGAUGCCACGCCCCUUUAUGCCAGUGGAUGUGAUGACGAAAGCAGAUGUGAGUAAGGGGAACGCCGCACAGCUCCAGCUCCUCAAGACCGGCAUGAUGCGGCUUACAGCAGAGAAGGAUUCCAUCACGCACCGCCGUCAGGACCCGUCUUCCAAGGCCAG
This is a messenger RNA of Prorocentrum cordatum, 821 nucleotides long. The record is from the annotation of a GenBank genome assembly. Lineage: Eukaryota; Dinophyceae; Prorocentrales; Prorocentraceae.